Molecule: messenger RNA, 6949 nt
Organism: Sclerotinia trifoliorum
Lineage: Eukaryota; Fungi; Ascomycota; Leotiomycetes; Helotiales; Sclerotiniaceae
Source: the annotation of a GenBank genome assembly
UUUGGUUCAUGAAUGGAGAGGACGAGGUUGAAGUAUCUCCACUACCACGAUGCUACCACACUUGACUACACUUGACUGCACUUGUGACUGACUGUACCGAGUAUUUUCACAGUACCUCAUCCAUACAGUCAGGACCGUCCCUCCUACCACUUACCUCGACCUAAGAUUACAAUCAACAAAUGCAACUAACGUCACCUCUCUUGUUCCAACCCCUCACUUCAUCCAUCGCUCAAUCUUCACUCCUUUCACUCUUCUGGAUCCAUCCAGGUACCUGUCUACCGAUCUACCUUCAUCCCCUCCUUCCUAAAUCUAAACAUCUUUCGAAUGUGUGUGCCUCAAAACUCUAAGGCUCUCAUCAAUCUAAGGCUCUCAUCAAUCAUAUCAUCCCCCAUCCCUCCCUUCACCUCCUCUAUCAAUCGAUAACGAUACCACAUAUACCCCAACUACGCCAAUCUUCAACUCCACACAUAAUCAACAUAAACAGAAACAAUACGAGUCCCGCCAGUCAGGUACACAUACCCUCCCUUUCGACAAUAUCUCAUCCGUUACAUUACAAUAAAUCCAUCACUUCGAUACCCAUUACUUUGAUACCACUUUUUCUCCCAGCCACUUCCAGCUUGACGUUUGAAUAUAAUCUUGAUAUCGGAUGCUGCUGGCUUGAAGAGAGAGAAAAAAAAACACUUCCACGCUCCGCAUUCCUCAACCUUUAAUAAGAUAUAGGAACUAAUUCGGAUUACGAUAUACCAUUUUGGGCAUUUGGUUUUGAUAUUCAUAGGUGGAAAGAAGUCGACAUCUUUUUGUUCUCUUCUCCUCAUCGCGCCGGACGCCUUUUGGUUGGUUGGGAAGGGGUGUAAACAACAAACUUUGGGCACGAAAAGAAGACUUACCUCACCGUCACCGUCGCAUUCGAUAACAACAAGGACAUUUUCAACUACCACCACUACCACUACCAUUUCCUUAUACCUCUUGAAAUCUACCCACAGCAGCCCGCAAGGGAAUCUGGGAUACCGCAUGCGACAUACACUUGAAAAUAUCUUGUGAGCGAUCGGUGACUCGGAAAACAUUCUGCGCCUACCUUUCAUUUUUAUUUUGGUGCGCCUUCGAUCAAUACUUUUCGUCUCAUUGCCGUGAUGUCGUACCGUCAUUUAUUACGACAAACACAAUCUGACUCCACCACUACUGCCAAUCCCAAUACGACAAAGAGGGCACCCUCAAACGCGUCGACCGCAUCAAGUGCUUAUUCCAAUUCUUCUAGCGUCUAUGAAUUAAGUCGCACAAGUACACUGUCAUCAACGACGUCGAGUGGAUACGGAAGUCACAGGAAAGGAUUGGGUGAAGCUACCGGGAUGUAUAGUUCUUCAGAAAAUCGUAGUGGGAAGGGGAGUAUCGAGUCGAGUCCAGAUAGCGCAUACAAGAAUGUUAGAAAAUCUUUGCGACCACUUGCUCAACCUCCAGGUCCAACUUCACCAGAACGAGACAAAACUCCAGUUCAACAUAAUCGCGGGAAAAGUGUCGAUAUGAUCAGGAAUAACUUUCAACCGCACUCUCGGACGCAAAGUGUAGACGUGCAGAAGGCUUCCAUUAAACAACACAACCGCGGGAAGAGCAUCGAUGUAUCCAAAUUGACAUUGUUUGAGUCUCCUCUUCAGUCACCAAUCACUCCAGCAAUAAGUCCAACACGCAGUCCGACGCGCCGCCAACCUAUAGUUCGACCCAAUUCUAUGUUACUGAGCCGUUCCGACUCGAUCAGUAUUGGAGGAGGAGCCCUCUCAAAACUUGGACCGCUACAUCCACACACACCUCUGACACGACCUGAGCUACAGAGUUUCGAACGAUCGUCAACGAGUCAACUUCGCACCCUCUCGAAAUUUGCGCAGACUGCAACUCCUGAUGAUUUUACCAUUACAUCGCCAGAGCAAGAGGUAGCCGGGCUUCAUGGACGACGUAGACUGCAGCGUAGCGCCAUUUCAAAGGACAGAAAUGGUACAUUGAGUAAACCUACGGGAGGGUAUGGUUGGGAGGGACGAAAUUGGAUGGACAAGCAGCGACAAUUUUUACAAGCUUAUGAGUAUCUUUGUCAUAUUGGAGAAGCAAAGGAGUGGAUUGAAGAUAUACUGAAACGAGAGAUUCCGCCGACUGUGCAGCUAGAACAAACUUUGAGAGACGGUGUGACAUUGGCAGAGGUAGUGGAAGCAUUGUAUCCAGAGCGGCGCAUACGGAUAUUCCGGAAUCCCAAACUACAAGCUCGCCAUUGGGACAAUAUUGCUCAAUUCUUCCGGUUUCUCGACGAGGUUCAGCUUCCUGAGCUUUUCCGAUUUGAACUCAUCGAUUUGUACGAGAAGAAGAACAUCCCGAAAGUCAUAUAUUGUAUUCACGCUCUGAGUUGGCUAUUGUUCAGGAAAGGUAUCGUGGACUUCCGAAUCGGAAAUCUCGUUGGACAGCUGGAGUUCGAAGAUCAUGAACUGGAGGAGAUGCAAAAAGGUUUGGAUAAAGCAGGAAUCAGCAUGCCAAGUUUUGGAAACAUGGGAGCGGAUUUUGGAGUCCCUGAACCAGAGCCAGAACCCGAACCUGUCGAAACCGAGGACGAACGGAUUGAUCGAGAGCUUGGCGAAAACGAGGCUAUCAUAGUGGAACUACAGGCACAACUUCGCGGAGCUUGUAUGCGAAUGCACCUAGGAAGGACAAUGCAGGUGCUUUGGGAUACCGAAGAUUGGCUCGUCGACCUUCAAUCGAUGAUUCGCGGAGAUUUUACGCGGCAGAUUGUGGAGUAUCGUUUGAAUAUGAAAAGAUUUGCAGUAAACUUACAACGUCAUGCACGUGGAUUUCUGGUUCGAAAAAGACAAUCGAAUCAGGAGACCUUUUGGAAAAGCCAUGAGGAAGAUGUGCAGAAGAUCCAAAGCUUGUUCAGGGCCAAGAAAGUUGGACAACAAGUCCGAGACGAGGUAGGCAUGAUGCGGUCCACUUUGCAGCAGUCAGAAUUUGUUGUCAAAGAUUUCCAGUCAAGCAUCCGUGGCUUUCUUGCUCGAAAGGUCUUGGUGGCUCAACAGAAGGAAACCGAAUCUGUAACUGUGUCAACCCCAGUAUUGAACCUGCAAGCUGCAGUGAGGGGUAUGCUUGUGAGAAAGAAAAUGAUGGAGCAAGGAGAAGAGAUAUCAUCCAUCACUGUAUCAGCCCCAGUGUCAGACCUGCAAGCUGCAGUGAGGGGCAUGCUCGUGAGAAAGAAAAUCAUGGAGCAAGGAGGAGAGAUGUCAUCCAUAGCUGUAUCAGCCCCAGUGUCAGGUCUGCAAGCUGCAGUGAGGGGCAUGCUCGUGAGGAAAAAGAUGGUAGCUCAAGACAAAGAAACAUCAUCCGUGGCUGUUUCGACUCCCGUGUUAAACUUGCAGGCUGCCAUGAGGGGAAUGCUUCUCAGGAAGAACAUUGCAGAAGACCAGGAAGACCUUUAUCGCGAAGAACCUUCGAUCACAGCGAUUCAAGGGUUUGCCAGGGCUUUGCUGACAAGAAACCAGAUUUCUGAACAACAGGAGGCAUUGCAUGCAUGCACACCCAUCUGGGAAAAGCUCCAAGCAAUUGCGAGGGCAGGUACGCUAAGGAAUGAGGUAUUGGACACACAAGAAGCUUUGAAAAGCCACUCCGAAAGCAUAUCAAAUCUUCAAGCCUUCCUUCGUGCUGGGGCUGUCCGCCGCGAGGUCAACGAGACUUUGUCUGGCCUGGACGAAGAGGAAUUACCAAUACUAGAACUUCAAAGUUUAAUUCGUGGCAUGCUUCUUCGUCGCUCGGUUGAGGAUGAUUUUGACGCUCUCAUUGCAGAAGUUUCGGCAAUUACGGAUCUUCAAUCCAUGGUAAGAGCUGGCAUGGUAAGACAAAAGACCGAAAUGAUUUUGGAUGAUCUUCAGGCGAAUGAAGAAGAAAUUAUACAACUGCAAGCAUUGUCCCGUGCUGUGCUACUUCGCAAUGAUAUCGAGGGAGUGCUGGGAGAAUUGGAGUCGGAAGAAGACGAUAUCGUCGCGAUACAAUCAGCGGCUAAAGCUUCUUUAGUUCGAGCUGCAUUUUUAGAGAAACAGCGCUUCUUCAAGGAGAAUAUGGAAAAGGUCGUCAAAAUCCAAAGCUUCGUCCGUGGCCGCUUACAAGGAGAGGCUUACAAGAGCUUGACAACCGGCAAGAACCCGCCAGUCAACACGGUCAAGAACUUCGUCCAUCUCCUUAAUGAUAGUGACUUUGACUUCAAUGAGGAGAUUGAAUUCGAGCGGAUGCGAAAGACCGUCGUACAGCAAGUUCGACAAAACGAGAUGGCAGAGCAGUACAUUGAUCAGUUAGAUAUCAAAAUUGCCCUUUUGGUCAAGAACAAAAUUACUCUUGAUGAAGUUGUCAAGCAUCAGCGAAAUUUUGGAGGACACUCAGGAAACCUGCUCGUUAAUACCUCCAUGGCAUCGGGCAAUCAAUUCGAUUUGAAAGCGCUCAACAAAAAUUCGAGGAAGAAGCUCGAGCUGUACCAACAGCUCUUCUUUAACUUACAGACUCAACCUCAGUACCUUGCCAGACUCUUCCAAAGAAUCCGUGAACAGGGCACUGCCGAGAAAGAUUGCAAACGGAUCGAGACCUUGAUGAUGGGUUUGUUUGGAUAUGCCCAAAAACGCCGUGAAGAGUACUAUCUGCUCAAACUAAUUGCUCGUUCCGCUAGAGAGGAGAUUGAGCACUUCGCCUCGCUUCAAGACUUUCUCCGCGGUAAUUUCUUUUGGACAAAACUUCUGGCCAACUACACUCGUUCCCCUCGUGACAGAAAGUUCCUUCGUGAUUUGCUGGGCCCUCUAAUCAUGGAAAAUAUCAUUGAAGAUCCCGCACUCGACCUUGAAAGUGAUCCGAUGCAAAUCUACCGCUCAGCAAUCAACAACGAAGAGCUCCGAACUGGUAGACCAAGUCAAAGAGCACUGGAAAUUCCUCGAGACCAGGCAAUUAAAGACCCAGAAACACGAGACAUGUUUAUUGAUCAUCUUCGAGACUUGAGAGAAAUUUCAGAUCUUUUCAUGCUUGCCUUGGAAAGUCUCCUCCACAGAAUGCCUUACGGUGUCCGCUUCAUUUGUCAGCAAAUCUUUGACGGUCUUUGCCAACAAUUUCCUCGCGAAUCCCAACGGAAUCUCUUACAGCUUGUUGGUAACUGGCUUUUCAGGUUCUACUUGUAUCCUGCGUUGACCACUCCUGAGUCCAUGGGCGUAGUGGAAAGACAGCUCACUCCGCUGCAAAAGCGUAAUCUAGGUGAGGUUGCCAAAGUCCUGGGCCAGAUCUCUACUGGACGGUUGUUUGGUGGUGAGAACAUGUUCCUACAGCCAUUGAAUGCCUAUGUCACUGAUGCCAUUGAGCGUAUCACCGAUAUCUUUUCCAACAUAAUUUCGGUUUCGGAUGCGGAAAGCACAUUCGAUAUCGAUGAGUUCAAUGAUCUCUACGCUCGUACAAAACCAACUCUUUACAUAAAGAUGGCCGAUAUUUUCGCCAUUCACAAUCUCAUAUGCGACGACCUUCCACAAAUCUGCCCAAACCGCGAUGAUGUGCUUCGAGAAAUCAUCCAAGAACUUGGCAGUGCAAAGAGCAAUGAGUCUGAAAUGUUAGGUGUCUCCUCAGCCGAAAUUCAGAUGACUUUGACCCCUAAACUUCAUGACAUGGAAGACCCCGAAGCUGAAGUAAAAGCACUUUUUAUGGAGACCAAGCGCUGCAUCCUAUACAUUAUCCGCGUUCAAUCUGGACCGAACCUCAUGGAAAUUCUGGUACGACCGAUCUCACCAGAAGAUGACCAAAAGUGGCACGAUUUACUCCGAGAAGAAUUCUCAGCAGACAGCAAGACUCGCGGCGCAUACUCUGAUGCGAAUACUUUAACAGAUAUUAAAUCUAUGUCAUAUUGGGAACUGAAGCGGACGGCUCUGGAGAACAUCAUGAGGCUCGAACAACUUGGUAGAAUCUCAAGACAAAAUUACUACCAGGACAUUUUAAACGCUAUUGCUGUUGACAUUCGCACCAAGAGCAGACGUCGUGUUCAGAGACAGAGAGAACUAGAAGGUGUUAGAAUGACCUUGGGAAAUUUGGGCGAGAAAGCGGAGUGGCUGGAGUCUCAAAGAAAGAGUUACGACAAUUAUAUCGAACAGGCUAUGAUGACUUUGCAGAAAAAGGGGUAUGAUUUCUCGAACUGCGUAAAUGUUGUAAUGCUAAUGAUUUGAUCCAACAGGAAAAAGCGUUUCCUUAUGCCUUUCUCCAAACAGUACAACCACGAAAAGGAGCUGGAGCGUACUGGUCGCACAUACAAGUUCGGCUCUUUCAAGUACUCGGCUAGAACUCUGUCGGACAAAGGCGUAUUGGUCGCUUGGAAAGGGUAUCCUGAACGUGAAUGGGAUAAGAUCAAUCUCACAAUUUCAUGUGAUCAAGUCGGUGUUUUUUCCAUUGAAGGUAGCAAAGGGAGCAUUGUCAUUACUGGUGCUGUGGCUCAGGUCCCAAUGGACUCCUUGCUGGCCGCACAGUUUGCAAAUCAUCAGUACAUGGAUAUGUUUGAGGGUGCGAUGAGAUUGAACGUCAAUCUAUUUUUGCAUUUGUUGUACAGAAAGUUCUAUAGGACUGAGUGAUGAGGCAGGUCGAUGGCUUGACGAGUGUCGCAAGAGACGAAGUCAUUUGAACAAUGGAUGUGAGGGAGGAAUGAUACAUGAGCAUCCUAUUCCAGUAGGAAAAAUUCUCUAAUUUUAGGCGCAAGUUCGAUUUUAUGGCAUGGAUCGGCGUCGCAUCAAGGUGGUGAAUGGAGACUUGGAAAGUCCCAAGGUUGGCCUGGGUUGGCAUUAUGGAUCCAGGUAUUGUGUAUGUACAUAUUCAUUUUCUUUUGGAGGUGCGUGGGAUGAAGAGAAAGAUGACUGCUAUGAAUGAAUAUUGAUUGUUAGGAAUAUCAUGAGACCAUAUAAAUAUGAAUAUUAUUCUACCA